ACACACACACCUGUUGGACCGCACGUGACGUCACGGAUGCGCGCGGGCGGUAUUUCCGCAAGUUACGUAACGACGGAGAAACGGAGGCGUCUUUGAAAUGUCCGCGACAUGACGUUUACCGCGUGUCCCUGCAAUAACGAUUAAACGCGCCAAGAUAAGUCGGCGUACCCGGAAGUUGCCUGUCGAGAUAACGCUAAUACAGGUAGUUUUCGGAAAAGCGCUGCAAGGUUCAACGGCGGUGAUGGAAUUUUAAACGGUUCUGCGGUGUUUCUGCGGACCACUUAGGUUGUCAAUGCAACGCUUCCAAUCUCCGUGAUUUUAUUAAUAAUCGUUUUUGUUGCCCAUGUAUGUGUUUUCCUUGCGCAUUUGGGCAGUUUUUAUGCAGUUUCUUACUAGUUUCGCAACUAGAAUUUAUCGAUCGCCGGAUAUUUUUCACACGCGUAGUUUACGCGCGUACAUUUCGAGUGCGGCACUGACGUGUAGCGCGUUAUCUUUCGCGGAGUGCCUUCUUCCUGUUCCCGGACGCCGUCGCCGUCGCGCUUAAAAUCGAAUUAGUCGCGGAAAUUUCGACCGCGUCACCGCCGCUCGCGCGGCAAAGCGCCAUUAAAUAACGAUAAUUAGCCGGACCCGGGCUAAUCGUCGACAAAAAUCCGUCCGACGGAAAAAAAAACCGCCGUAAUAUCGAACCCGAUUGACGUCAAUUCGUGUUUCCUUAUCGUCGUCCGCGAUAUUCGGGAAAUAAUUAUUACUGUCGAUUCUGUUGCCAGGCUUAGUAUAGCGCGGAAGGCGCUGCUGAUGUAUUCCGCAGCAAAUUGUUCUGGCCUUUUGAUAAUUCGCGUAGCGGGAAUUUUUCGGCGUGCGGUCAAAGGGGCCUCACGGGAAAUCCGCCGCACCUAAGAAUCGCUAAAAGGAUGAAACUAGUACCGGGACCGUUGCCGCCGAUCCCGACCUCCACUAGCACGAGCGGCCCUAUGGAUCGCUUGCCGCUACCGUUGCCGUUCAGUCCGGAUCUCCUAUGGAGGUACCCGUUGACAUUCCCGGCAGUAGGUGGACAUCCGUCGUCUCCUUUGUGGGACUACAAGAGUCAGUUGCCUGCGUCGCUAGCGUCCGACCCCAGAGUGUGGUCGCGCGACGACGUGGUGACGUUCAUCAGGUGGGCGGAGCGGGAAUUCGACCUGCAACCUAUCGACAUGGACAUGUUUCAAAUGAACGGCAAAGCGGUAUGCCUAUUGACGAGGACCGAUUUAGCCGAAAGGGCCCCAGGUUCGGGCGACGUGCUGCACAACGUCCUGCAGAUUUUGGUACGUGAGGCAAAUAACCUCCAACGGAUCCUGCCGAAUAGUCCGAUAACGCCUACGUCGCGGCACCCGUACCCUUUGUCGCCACAUACCACCCAACCGCCCACUCCCACUUGGAACCUCGUUGCUCAAGGAGACUCUGCGUCCUUCCAUUCGUCGCAUGCGGCCAGUUUAGCGGCCCAUAUAAUGGCUCAGAGUAAUUCGGUGACGCUGAGUCCGGCACCGUCUCUGGACAGUCAAUCGGGGAGUCCUCAGCACGCUGAUUUACCCCAAACUUUCGGCCAUUCGAUUUUUAAUAGCGCGAAUGGUAGCGGUUCCAACGGGAGCGGUUCCAAUCCGUCCGAUUCCGACGAAGAUCCGAUGGACUCGAAAACCGGUUACGUGGGAAGCCCGCCCAGUACGCCGGGUUACGUCGGCAUGAGUCCCAUGUCGCUGCUGACCCCUAGAAGUCCCAAGUUGGAGUCUGUGUCCAGUCCGGGUCUGUACAAGAGGGAGUUUUUCGCCGGGGAGUCUCCGGAACCAAACACCAACGGCAGACUGCUUUGGGACUUCCUGCAACAGUUACUCAAUGAUCCAUCUCAGCGGUACACGAGCUAUAUCGCGUGGAAGAAUCGCGAAACGGGCGUAUUCAAAAUCGUGGACCCCGCGGGCCUCGCCAAGCUCUGGGGAAUCCAGAAGAAUCACCUCUCGAUGAACUACGACAAGAUGUCGCGGGCGCUUCGCUACUAUUACCGCGUCAACAUCCUGAGGAAAGUCCAGGGCGAGAGACACUGUUACCAAUUCCUGCGCAACCCAACCGAAUUAAAGAACAUCAAAAAUAUCUCUCUGCUGCGCCAACAGAUGUCGCCGACUUCGACGAAACCUCCUCAGAUGCAGCUGAUGGCGGCGAUCAAACCGGAACCGGUCGAAUCGUCGAUACGAGUGACGGAGGUGUCCGAAGCCGUGGCGUCCCGUUUAAAGUUGCCCGAACCCUCCCACCACCAGUUGGAAAUGAAGGUGGAAAGUUCGUACGAUGAGUCGCCUACCGAUCUUAGUGUCGACGACGGCCCCACUGAUCUGAGCAGCACGAGUCGCCACGUCAACAUCGUGUGCUCGCCCGAUCCGCCCAUCGCUCAUUAAGCGUAUGGGGGGGAGGGGCAACAAGCAUAGAUGGUGUUUUUUUUAUAUAUAGUGACUUUGGUGCCAAUCGAUUCGAGAUUAGUGCAAUCGACAUUAUGAGGGGAAACUUAUGUGCCAAAAUAAACGACUGUCGUGCAGCAAGCGCGCGCGCAAUAAGGCAGCUUUAAUUUUUUUUCGCUCACCCUGUAUAAUAGCGGAUCGGGAGACGUCUUCGUCGUAAUAGUGGCUUAUUUUUUUCUUAAUUUUUUCGGAAGCCGCGUCCUCAGAAAAAAAGGCGAACACCACAUUCCAGUAACUGUGGCCUCUUUUUGUUUUUUUUCUUCAGCCUUUUGUACAGCAACGAAUUUCAUUUUAGUCGACCCGCUGCCGACGCAUGGCCAAAAUUCUGUGAUCUCUCUUUCAACUCCCCACACCGAGAAGAAACGCGUACCGACCAGAUUUGUGCGCUCGUGAUUUUUAUUUCGGAAGAAAUCUAUUUACCGCGCUGUAAAUAAAUAAUUUAGACGCGGGAUAUACAUUAUAAUUAUAUCGUUCGUAUUUUUUAGGAAAGAAAAAACUUUAUAUUUUAGAUUUUUAAAAACAGGAAAAAAACGUGUACAUAGAACUUUUCGAAUUGAAUAAAUUUGA
Molecule: messenger RNA, 3044 nt
Organism: Cylas formicarius (sweet potato weevil)
Lineage: Eukaryota; Metazoa; Arthropoda; Insecta; Coleoptera; Brentidae
Product: ets DNA-binding protein pokkuri
Exons: 4
Coding region: 912-2417 (501 amino acids)
Biological process (GO): cell differentiation; regulation of transcription by RNA polymerase II
Cellular component (GO): nucleus
Molecular function (GO): DNA-binding transcription factor activity, RNA polymerase II-specific; sequence-specific DNA binding
Source: RefSeq, a predicted model, not a curated record